Pseudogymnoascus verrucosus is the source of this 3005-nucleotide messenger RNA. RefSeq names its product AAA ATPase cdc48 (gene CDC48). The record is from RefSeq and is a predicted model, not a curated record. The transcript is spliced from 6 exons. Lineage: Eukaryota; Fungi; Ascomycota; Leotiomycetes; Thelebolales; Thelebolaceae. Gene Ontology annotation, cellular component: cytosol; VCP-NPL4-UFD1 AAA ATPase complex; nucleus. The coding region runs from base 219 to 2690 and encodes 823 amino acids. Gene Ontology annotation, biological process: retrograde protein transport, ER to cytosol; autophagosome maturation; mitotic spindle disassembly. Gene Ontology annotation, molecular function: ATP binding; polyubiquitin modification-dependent protein binding; ATP hydrolysis activity.
CAACAUCAUCAUACUUGGACACUUCACAACUCCAAACCCCAUCUUCCUCACUUCAACCAUCACACUUUCUAUUGUCUGUGACAUAUCAUCACAACUGUUCCGUGCAGUCACAGACCCAAUAUCUUACUUGCUUCACUAGAGCAAUACAUUCACAGCUCCGCGAGGACAUCCUACUCAUACCACUUGUCUAUCGCCAGAUCUGAGCUCACAUCAUCACCAUGUCUGCCGAACCGGACCAUGUCAGCAAGAAGAAGGUUAACUUGCACGACGCUUCUGGCGCAGAACACAAAGAUGCCGACGAUACUGCCACCGCUAUUCUCAAGAAGAAGAAGAAGCCAAACUCGUUAAUGGUUACCGAUGCCGUCAACGAUGACAACUCUAUUAUCGCCCUCUCCAACAACACCAUGGAGGUAUUAGGAUUAUUCCGUGGUGACACCGUCUUGGUCAAGGGAAAGAAGCGCAAGGAUACCGUUCUUAUCGUUCUGGCCGAUGACGAGCUGGAUGACGGAAGUGCACGUAUCAACCGUGUUGUGAGGCAUAACCUCCGCGUAAAGCACGGAGAUAUGAUUACCGUACACCCGUGUCCGGACAUCAAAUACGCCAAGCGCAUUGCGGUUCUUCCGAUUGCCGAUACCGUCGAGGGCCUUACUGGCUCCCUCUUCGAUGUUUUCCUUGCACCAUACUUCCGCGAAUCAUACAGGCCGGUACGCCAAGGCGAUCUCUUCAUGGUCCGAGGUGGCAUGAGACAAGUCGAAUUUAAGGUAGUCGAGGUAGACCCACCGGAGUACGGAGUUGUUGCACAGGAUACAGUCAUUCACUGCGAGGGCGAGCCAAUUCAACGUGAGGACGAGGAGGGUAACCUCAACGAGGUCGGCUACGAUGAUAUUGGUGGAUGCAGAAAGCAAAUGGCACAGAUCCGUGAGAUGGUUGAGCUUCCUCUCAGACAUCCACAGCUGUUCAAGUCGAUCGGUAUCAAGCCACCCCGUGGUGUUCUCAUGUUCGGUCCCCCCGGUACUGGUAAGACCCUCAUGGCGAGAGCAGUUGCCAACGAGACUGGUGCAUUCUUCUUCCUGAUCAACGGUCCCGAGAUUAUGUCCAAGAUGGCCGGAGAGUCUGAGUCGAAUUUACGUAAGGCAUUCGAGGAGGCCGAGAAGAACUCCCCCGCAAUCAUCUUCAUCGACGAGAUCGAUUCUAUUGCACCAAAGCGUGACAAGACCAACGGAGAGGUUGAGCGCCGUGUCGUUUCCCAGCUUCUCACCUUGAUGGAUGGCAUGAAGGCUAGAUCCAAUGUCGUUGUCAUGGCCGCAACCAACAGGCCUAACUCCAUUGAUCCUGCUCUCCGUCGUUUCGGUCGCUUCGAUCGCGAGGUUGAUAUUGGUAUUCCUGACCCAACUGGCCGUCUCGAGAUUCUUCAGAUUCACACCAAGAACAUGAAGUUGGGUGAUGACGUUGAUCUUGAGCAGAUCGCAUCCGAGACCCACGGAUAUGUCGGUUCCGAUAUUGCGUCUCUCUGCUCUGAGGCUGCCAUGCAGCAGAUUCGUGAGAAGAUGGAUCUCAUCGAUCUCGAUGAGGAGACCAUCGAUGCCGAGGUUCUCGACUCCCUCGGAGUCACCAUGGACAACUUCCGCUUCGCCCUUGGUGUCUCCAACCCAUCCGCUCUUCGCGAGGUUGCCGUUGUCGAGGUACCCAACGUUCGCUGGGACGACAUUGGAGGACUGGAGAACGUCAAGCGCGAGCUCAUCGAGAGCGUGCAGUACCCAGUCGACCACCCCGAGAAGUUCCUCAAGUUUGGUCUUUCGCCAUCUCGUGGUGUUCUCUUCUACGGUCCUCCAGGUACUGGUAAGACACUGCUCGCCAAGGCUGUUGCCAACGAGUGCUCUGCCAACUUCAUCUCCGUCAAGGGACCCGAGCUUCUGAGCAUGUGGUUCGGUGAGUCUGAGAGCAACAUCCGUGAUAUUUUCGACAAGGCCAGAGCUGCUGCUCCUUGUGUUGUCUUCCUCGAUGAGUUGGAUUCCAUUGCCAAGUCGCGUGGUGGAUCUGUUGGUGAUGCUGGCGGUGCAUCUGACCGUGUUGUUAACCAGCUUCUUACUGAAAUGGACGGAAUGACCUCCAAGAAGAACGUCUUCGUUAUCGGUGCUACCAACAGACCUGAGCAACUCGAUAACGCUCUGUGCCGUCCCGGACGUCUCGAUACCCUCGUCUACGUCCCGCUUCCAGAUGAGACAUCCCGUGCUGGUAUCCUUAAGGCCCAGCUCCGCAAGACCCCUGUCGCUCCUGAUGUGGACAUCGCCUACAUUGCGUCCAAGACCGAGGGCUUCUCCGGUGCCGAUUUGGGUUUCAUCACUCAGCGUGCCGUCAAGCUCGCCAUUAAGGAGGCCAUCUCUCUCGAUAUCGAGCGCCGCAAGGCUCGCGAGGAGGCUGGUGAGGAUGUCGAUAUGGAGGAUGAGGAUGCCGAGGACCCAGUUCCAGAGCUGACCAAGGCACAUUUCGAGGAGGCCAUGGCAUCUGCCCGCCGCUCCGUUACCGACGUCGAGAUCCGCCGUUACGAGGCCUUCGCCCAGUCGAUGAAGAGCUCCGGCGGUGGUGCCUUCUUCAAGUUCCCCGAGGGAGGUGACCCAGAAGCUCAGGGUGCCGGUGCGGGAAGCGGUGGCUUCGGCGAGGCCGGCAACGAUGACAGCCUUUACGAUUAGUUAACCAUGUACUCUAUACGUUUCUAUUUUUCUCUUAUUUGCAUCUCAGUCUGGUGGGUGUCACAGGGCAUGAUCGGGCUUGCUUCUCCAGGAGUUUCGCUCCUCUGCAGCAAGUAUCUCUAGAGGUUAGCAAGGUCGACUCGAGUUUCCGGGUCGGCCGACCUACACAUCUAGCAGCGAUAUGGUUUGGGAUAUGAAUAUUCGAUGAGUUACAGGACAGCGUUGGGAGUGAAGGGAGGGUUAGAUAAGACGGAUGGGAGUCGUUGCUUUCUCUUGCUACUUGGUCGUAUCGCCAUAGAUUGUUUAAUAGCAUGC